Hydractinia symbiolongicarpus is the source of this 2006-nucleotide messenger RNA. RefSeq lists its product as uncharacterized. The transcript is spliced from 4 exons. NCBI's taxonomy places the organism in Eukaryota, Metazoa, Cnidaria, Hydrozoa, Anthoathecata, Hydractiniidae. The coding region runs from base 867 to 1670 and encodes 267 amino acids. The record is from RefSeq and is a predicted model, not a curated record.
GUCGUUAAGUGUUUUGACCUGGAAAAAAAUGAUAUAGAGCUGAAACUUGGCACACUUACUCCAUUUUAUAUGUAGAUUACCAGAAAAAAAAGCCCCAUCGAUAGCAUUUGUAGAAAAUGAGAUAUGCGCCAUUUUUAAAAAUGGUGGAUUUCCAAAUUUUUCAGAAAACGAAAGCUGGUAAAUUCGAAAACUAAUUAAACUAUUGAAAAGAACUUUCGAUUUGGAACAAAAAAUAUUAUUACAUCGACUUACAAAAAUCAUUAAUUGUGGGGGGGGGGGUAGGUAAUUUUCUGAAGAAAAAAAAAAUUAGAAAGAACCCGACAAUGCAUACAGUUAUUUUCUAAUUUAUCAAUGCUAGAUAUUUAGAUCUAUUUUUAGUUUUUUUUCAGUUAUUUUACUUAUAAAAGGUCAGAAAAGAAGUUUGCUUUAUUAGAAAACGGAAGAAUUGAUAGAUAAGAAUAGAAUAUAAAAGAAUAGUUUUUUAAAUAGAAAACUGAAAAGUAUAGAUGGAACAAUGGCUUCAAACAUGGAAUCUUCAUACACGUCAGUCUGGUAGAUACAAUUAUUCUAUUAUUGCAUGAUAUGAAAGAAUUGAUUGAAAGUGAAAUCAAUCCUGGCGACAAGUAUCCGUCUUUUUUUUAUAAGAUUUCUUAAAUUAUCUCAGAAGCGAGGAUGAGGUGUUCUUAAUAUUUUCUUCACUUCGACCUGCGUAAACAUUGAAUUCUCAUUAGAAAAGAUUCAAAAAAAAGAAACUUUGGACAUACGAGCCUCGUGAUUUUCUAAACAUUUUGGUUUUUUUUUAAAAGAAGCCGAAACAAACAACAAAAAAAGCCGUUGUAACAGUUGCCGAUGAUACCGAUGUCGCAAUGAUGCUUCUAUACCAUUGGCAAGAAUAUCAUGGAGAUGUUUACUUCUUUCAAGAGAGGUUGGAUAAAGCCUGGAACAUGAAAGUUGUCUGUCAGAAAUGGAACCCUAUCCGACAGCAUAUUCUUUUUGUACAUUCGUUUUCCGGCUGUGAUACAACAUCGGCACCUUUUGGAAAGGGAAAAAAUAACUUGCUGUCAUUGGUCACAAAGAACAAAACAUUGCAGAUUGUCUCAGACACAAUGGGUGAUGUUUGGGCAGACAACAGAGAUGUCGAAGAAGCUGCCAUCAAAGCGUUUCAAAUCAUUUAUGGUGGUAACGACUUGACUGAUUUAUGCAAACUUAGAUACCGGAAAUAUCUCGAUAUGUGUUGGAAAGGAAAAAUUGAUCCUGAAAAGAUGCCACCUACGGAAAGUGCUGCUAUUCUACACGGUUUUCGAGUUCAUCUACAGAUAAUGAAUUGGAAGAUAUUAGAGGAAGAAGAGCUUAAGCAAAUUGAUCCAAGCAAAUGGGGCUGGAAAAUUGAAAAUUCUCAAAUGAUGCCAAUAAAGACAGAUAAACAAGUCGCCCCUGAUAGCCUCCUAAAAAUCAUUAAAUGCAACUGCAAGGCUACUUCGAAGUCACCCUGUUCAACAAAUUUGUGUUCAUGCAGAAAACAUGGUCUGAGCUGUAUGCAGUCUUGUGGAGAAUGUCACGGUGAAACAUGUGAAAAUAAAGAGGUAUUCGAUGGUGAUAGUAACGUCGAAGAUGAUUUGGAAGAUGAAGAAGAGAAUAGAAACAUUUUUGAUAUAUUUGAUGCAUUUUGAUUUUACAUAAUUUGUAUACAUAUUUUUACUUUUUUAAGAUGAAAACUAUUAAAGAAAGUCCAUGACUUUAAAAAUAUUGAUUUUUGAGAGUUGGGUUGAUAAUACUUUUUGUUCUAAAUUGACUGGUUCUCGAAUUGACCAACUUUCGUUUUCUCGAAAAUUUGGAAAUCCACCAUUUUUAAAAAUGGCGCAUAUCUCAUUUUCUACAAAUGCUAUCGAUUGGGCUUUUUUUUCUGGUAAUCUACAUAUUAAAAGGAGUAAGUGUGCCAAGUUUCAGCUCUAUAUCAUUUUUUUCCAGGUCAGUGUGUUUUUUUUACUUUAACGACUGGACUAAUG